AGAGAAGAGCAGUUUGGCCUCAUCAUACAUACCUACGGUAACAGUGACAGCGAAAAGUUCCACUCUUGUAUCAUCGUCUCGGCAUGGCUCCCCUGGCUCAGGCUGUAACGGUGUCUCUCAAGGACUUGCAGAAUGGAGACGUCUCCUUUGAGACUCUGCAGCAGGCCUUUGGCCCUGAUUCCUUGGGAAUCCUAGUUGUCAAGGACGUUCCACAGGAGUUUGUGCAGCUGCGCCAUCUCGCCCUGUCAUAUGGAUCCUACUUGGGAAAUCUGCCCAAGGAGGAACUGGACAAGCUGGAAAACGCCAAAGCCAAGUACCUUACCGGCUGGUCUCUGGGAAAGGAAACGCUCAAGAAUGGGCAGGCAGACACUUUCAAGGGAUCCUUCUACGCCAACUGCGCCUUUUACGUGAACCCUAGCCUGGAAUGCGCCGAGCCCACGGCUGAGUUCUCGCCAGAGACCUUUCCAGAGUACCUGUCGCCCAACAUCUGGCCCGCGGAGAAUGUGCUCCCCGGCAUGAAGCCGGCAGUGACCAGCCUCUGCCGCCUCAUCAUUGACGUUGCCGUCUUGGUGGCGCGCGCUUGUGACCGCUUUGCCGAGAAGGAGAUCCAGGGGUACCCCAAGGGCUACCUGGAGCACGUCGUCAGCACCUCCAACACCACCAAGGCGAGGCUGCUGCACUAUUUCCCUCAGGGGGCGUCCGAGGCGGCAUCCACCGCGGCAGAGGGCGACGAGGACGACUGGUGCGGCACCCAUCUCGAUCAUGGCUGCUUGACCGGACUCACAUCUGCCAUGUUCAUCGACGAGAAGAAGGCCGACCCCACGGUGCCUACGGCAGACCUGACCAGCCUCAAUGGCGCCUCUCUGCCUCCGCUGGAGGAGCUGCCUGCAUCGCCCGACCCCGCCGCCGGCCUCUACAUCAAGUCUCGAACGGGCGAGACAGUGCAGGUUAAGAUCCCUCGUGACUGCAUCGCGUUCCAGACGGGCGAGGCCCUGGAGCGCAUCACCGCAGGAAAGUUUAAGGCGGUGCCGCACUUUGUGAGGGGUGUCAGGGCCAGCGUGAGCGAUGGCAGGAUAGCGAGGAAUACGCUGGCUGUCUUUACGCAGCCCAAUCUGGAUGAGGAGGUUGACAUCGAGCAGCACUUGACGUUUGGCGAGUUUGCCAGAGGGGUCGUGACCAAGAACACCGUGUCUUAG
This is a messenger RNA of Trichoderma reesei QM6a, 1196 nucleotides long. RefSeq lists its product as uncharacterized. The record is from RefSeq and is a predicted model, not a curated record. Lineage: Eukaryota; Fungi; Ascomycota; Sordariomycetes; Hypocreales; Hypocreaceae. The transcript is spliced from 4 exons. Bases 84 to 1196 code for a protein of 370 amino acids.